Molecule: messenger RNA, 375 nt
Organism: Meloidogyne enterolobii
Lineage: Eukaryota; Metazoa; Nematoda; Chromadorea; Rhabditida; Meloidogynidae
Source: the annotation of a GenBank genome assembly
AUGCUUGUUUCAAUUCUUUCCCAAAUAUUGUUUGAAGAAGUAAAGUGUCAAUGGUCAAUGUCUCGUCCACUACUUGGCUUAAUUAUUUUAACAAGAGAGUCUGGCCGUUUUGAUGAAUGUAAAAGAGAAUUUCUUCGUCAACAACCAGAAAAUUAUCAGAUGGAAUUGGAUAAGGCAUUUACUCGCCUUAUGGAUGGAAUAGCUAAAAAUGUGACUUUAAAAAAUAAAGAUAAUUUUACUCAAAAUCUGAGCACAUUUCGUAAAGAGGUUGAUAUAAUCCUUAGAGGUGGAACUGUUGUUUCUUCUUCUACAGAUAUUCCGGUAACUACAAGUAUAGGUUCUGAACAAGAAUAUACGGAUAAUAUGACUGAUUAA